This is a messenger RNA of Nicotiana tabacum (common tobacco), 1171 nucleotides long. The record is from RefSeq and is a predicted model, not a curated record. Lineage: Eukaryota; Viridiplantae; Streptophyta; Magnoliopsida; Solanales; Solanaceae.
UUUUUCUUUACUUCGUUUCUUAAGAGAGUAAAACCCUAGUAUUCCCACCCCCUUUAUUUUCUUCUACUUAAUUUUGACGGUACAAUAAUAGUGGUGAAUUGGGUCACAACUCACAAUUGUGAUGAUGCAAAAACACUGAUCCCCUUUUCCACUGUUUUUUUCUUAUAUCAUAAAUAGGAAUAGCGAAUUGGGUUGCUUGCAUUCCUUGUGUCCUCCGAUUGCUUAAAGUGCGUUACAAAAGGUUCUUUUGCAUGUGAAUUAGAAUAAAUUGAAGUGGGAAUGGAGUGUGUGGUUCAGGGAAUUAUUGAGACUCAACAUGUUGAGGCCCUCGAAAUUCUGCUUCAAGGGCUUUGUGGUGUACAUAAACAAAGCUUAAGGAUCCAUGAACUGUGCCUUAAGAGUGUCCCAAACCUAGGCUUAGUAGCAUCAGAAAUACGUCUCUUAUGUGAUCUUGAGCAGCCGGAACCCACAUGGACUGUUCGACAUGUUGGUGGUCCAAUGAGAGGCACUGGUGCUGAACAAAUCUCAGUCUUGGUGAGACCGAUGAUAGAAAGCAAAAUAAGCAAGAAUGCAUUGCGCAUGUUUUAUGCACUCGGCUACAAGCUAGACCACGAGCAGCUGAGAGUUGGUUUUGCAUUUCAUUUCCAAAGAGGUGCCCAGAUAACUGUUACAGUUUCAUCCAUCAACAAGAUGUUGAAACUUCAUGCAACUGAUGAGGCAGUGCCUGUGACACCGGGCAUACAGCUAGUUGAAGUGACAGCACCUGCUUCAUCUGAAAAUUACACUGAAGUUGUUGCUGCUGUAUCGUCCUUCUGUGAAUAUCUUGCACCGCUCCUCCAUUUGUCAAAACCCGGUGUGUCAACAGGGGUUGUUCCUACUGCAGCUGCAGCAGCUGCAUCUCUCAUGUCGGAUGGCGGAGGCACAAAAAUGUAGUAUUAAUCCUUUGCAGCUAUUUUAUUUAUAUUCUUUUACAUUUUGGUUGCGGUCCUCAUUGCUGGAUAAGAGACCUAUUUUGCAAAAUGAUAGCCCUCCUAUAUUUGUCGUUAAGAUGCUGAUCAAUACACAGUAAUGUUUUUGCAUACAAUAGAGUUAUAGUAUCAACCAGCUUAGUUCAAUUAAGGGUGGAUGAAUCUUUUCUCUCUUUCGAUAAGUUCCUUGUUAUUGAUUUUGA